UUCGCAAAAGCUUUUUCGUCUUAUUAAGCAGCAAAGAAGCAGUCUUGUAGUUAUCUGAAAAGAUUGUGUGUUUAAACUGAGUGUAAGACUGUGAUUUAACAAAUAAUUAGCAUCAAAAUUUACUUAAAGCAUUAGAAAACCGCCAGAACAUUGCAAAUCAAAGGCAUCAGCAGAAGUUAAAGAAGCUGGAAAACGAGCUGUCGUUCAAAUUCAAACUAAAAAUCCAGCAUUGGUUGCGACAACAUCAAAAGUUCCUGCACCAAAGUUCCUUAAGACACUCUUAAACGCGACAAGUCCCAAAACGAAUGGAUCAGAGAUGGGUCCAUCCAGUGAAAUUAACAAAAGCAAUGGUGAUGUAAAUAUUGGUGACGGAUCAUCAACAAAUGCAACUAAAAAGACGUUAACAAUCAUUCACUACAACGAUGUGUACAAUAUCGAUCAACAAGUGAAAUCUGAACCUGUUGGUGGUGCUGCUCGAUUCUGUACGGCUGUCAACUCAUUUAAACAUUUAAAUCCUUUGGUUUUAUUCAGUGGUGAUGCAUUUAAUCCUUCAAUGCUAUCCACAUUCACACAAGGCGAACAAAUGAUUCCCGUUCUAAACUCAGUCGGAACUCAUGUCGCUGUUUUUGGCAACCACGAGUUUGACUUUGGACUUGAUGUUCUUCAAAAUUUGGUAAAAAUGUGCAACUUUCCAUGGCUUAUGUCGAAUGUUAUUGACAAUGAAACUGGACGUCCAUUGGGAAAUGGAAAAAUAACUCACAUCAUAAAUCAUGGUGAAUUCCGCGUUGGAUUGAUGGGACUUGUUGAGAAGGAAUGGCUGGAAACGAUCCCAACAAUUGAUCCAAAUGAAGUGACGUUUAUUGAUUAUAUUGAAGCGGGAAAUCGUCUUGCGAAUGAUUUAAUUAAAGAAGGCUGCGAUGUGAUUAUUGCUUUGACACACAUGCGAACACCGAAUGACUUAAAUCUAGCAACUCAUUGUCCAAAGCUUGACUUAAUACUUGGCGGACAUGAUCAUGUCUAUGAGAUUGUUAAAAUCAAUCAUUUAAAUAUGAUCAAGUCGGGAACUGAUUUCAGACAAUUCUCGAGAAUUACGUUGAAGAAAUCAACGAAUGAAGCUGACAAAUCUGACUUGGAAGUUGAUAUUGACAAGAUUGAUGUGACGUCGACUUAUCCUGAAGAUCAAACAUUGAAAGAAGAAUUAAAAAAGUACACGGAAAUGAUUGAAUCAAAAAUGGGAUUGGUGCUAGGAAACUUCUCAUGUGAGCUCGAUGGAAGAUUUUCACAGAUAAGAACGUCGGAAACGAACAUUGGUAAUUGGAUCUGCGAUAUUGUUUUAGCUGCGACUGGCUCAGAUGCUGUCAUGAUAAAUUCGGGAACAUUUCGUUCUGAUCAAAUCCACGAGGCUGGUCCAUUUACGAUGAAAGAUUUGGUCAGCAUCAUACCAAUGCAAGAUCCAAUAAUCAUUAUUGAAGUGAGUGGAAAGACACUUUAUGAGGCUAUUGAGAAUGGCGUGUCAGCUUAUCCGAAGUUGGAAGGGAGAUUUCCUCAAGUUGCUGGGAUUACAUUCACGUUUAAUCCUGAAAAACCUCCGGGAUCGCGAGUUGAACCACGCUUAGUUAGAAUUGGUGAUGAAUGGCUUGACUUUAGUGAAACUUACACACUUUCAGUUAAAGCUUACAUGCAUGGUGGUUGCGAUGGUUACACGAUGUUCAAGAACUGUCCAAUUGUAAUGGACGAAGAUGCAUGUCCGGAACUUGGGCUUGCAAUUCAAAAUCAUUUCAAAGCCAUCGACUUAAAGAUGGGAAAAUGUGGACAACAUCAAACCAAGCACCGACAAAGCCUUGUUACGUUAUCACGUCGUCAUAGCAUGGUUCAAAUGCUUGACAACUUGGAUCUCGAUGGACCAUGUCCGUUGAGACUUCAUCAUCCACCGAGUCAUCCACCAUCGCAACCUUUGACCGCUACUUCAAAAAUGCUUCGCCGGGCUUCGCUAGAUGACCUGGAGCAGUCUUCAUGUCUUCUCGCGCCAACAAUUCAGCAUCGAAUCAUAAGAAUCCAGAAUGACGAUCAUCUACGUCAAUUGUUGCUGCGACGUGAAGCAAAUGAAAAAAUGACCGAAGUAAUUAAGGAAGAGAACGAAACAAGCCCACAGUCCUACAAAGCUGUCAUUGCUGUUAGUGAUAGCCUAAGGAAAUUUCUUCUUCAAUAUCCGGCGCUAUUUCUUGUUGACGGGAACUACGUGCAUGUGAAUUGCUUUCAACCACGGACAAAUGAAGAACAAGGAAAUGGUGAUGGGAAGAAGGAUUACAUUCAAGAAGCGAAGGAUUAUUUCUCACAUAAAUUACUUCAAUAUGGAGCUGGAACUGAAGUGCCGAUAAAAUCAUUGCUGGGACAUCGUUCGCAAGCGUCACCGCAAGUUCGUCAUAUCAGCGGGCAACAUAUUAAAGAAUUCACGGACUUUCUCUCUAAACAUCCAGACACGUUUCAUGUUGAAGACGAUCAUGUUGUGUUGGUCAAUUACGAUUCGGCGACAGUAAUUCCACAAUCAGAACAACUUCAUCUACCUCAACCAUCAAUCGACGUAAAGUUUACAAAGGAAAUUUUAGAUUUUUUCGCAAAUUGUAUUGGAAUUAAAGGACCGACACUUGUUGAUCAACUUUUUCAUUUGGUCACGUCAAACUUCCCACAAGAUCUUUGGUAUCGAAUCUUCAAAACGCCAAGCGAUCUAACAACGUUUCUGAAGCUCUAUUCGGAUUGUUUUCACAUACAAUCGAAUCUAGUCACUUUGCUGCAGAAGCCAAAGAUAAGUGAGAUUCACAUUCAGAAUGCUGAGAAAGUCAUUUAUCGAAAUCAAUUGAAUCAAAAUCAAAACUCAACUCCGGUUGUUGGUGACUUUAAACUUAAUGAACCCGUCUCGAAUAACAUGAUAAUGAACAACAAUAAUCAUGGAAAGAACUUUAAAUCGGAAUUACCUUACAAUGAUGAUAGUUUAAGUAAUGGAAGAAACUCAAACACUGACAUGCCAUCAAUGGGAUUUGUUCAUAGCUUCAAUGAAAUGAAACUUGAGAAUUUAUGUGCAAAGAAUUGUCCAACCAAGAUAACUUAUCCCGAUCAUACUCCAAGCUAUGGUGGUGAGAAUCAAACGCCAGUUCCAUCUCCAACACCAAUCACGUCAACGUCAUCAUCAUCAGCAACAUCAAAGAAUGAACGUGAUCGUGAUCGUCGUUUAAAUUUGACACUCAAACAAAGAAUUAGUAAUCUCGUGACGAAAACACUUGCUGAGAAUGAAGAGAAAGACAAAAAACUUCCGAAUCAACAACAGCAACAUCAACAACAACAUAAUUUUAAUGGUGGCAGCAUUUCAUCGUCAAAUUCAUCAUCAACAGCGACAAGUCCAAUUCAUCGAAGUCAUUUUCAAGGCGACACAUGGAAGAUUAAAAUUCUACAAAACACUCAAGUUAUAUCAAAUGUUAAGCAAUCACAAUUUGUUUGCAAUGCUAUAAUGAAGUCGGCAACUGUUGAUGAAGUUGUUGUCAUUUCAUUUGACUGUAAAGGCGUCAAUUUGGGGUUGAAAGGUCAAUUGACAUUAAUUGAAAUUGGAACACUUCGUGGUGAAGCUUUCAUAUUUGAUAUUCAACAAUGUCCAGAGAUGGUGAUUGAUGGUGGGCUUAAAAUGCUUCUUGAAGAUCCAAAUGUUGUUAAAGUGAUUCAUGAUUGUCGUAAUGGUUCUUACAAUUUAUACACGCAAUAUGAUAUUUUAUUGAGAAAUGUUUUUGAUACUCAGUCAGCUCAUUCUGUACUUCAGUUUCAAGAAACACGCAAACAGGUCUACAAGAUCAAAAAUGUUUCACUCAAUACACUCUGUGAGUUGUACAAUGCUCCAAUCAAUCCAAUGAAAGAUCAAUUGAAAAGUGCAAAUAAACGCGAUCAAAGAUAUUGGGCAAAACGACCUUUAACACGUGACAUGUUACUUUAUGCUGCCAGUGAUGUUCUCGUGAUGAUAAAUGAACAACUUUUUCGGACGAUGGCAAAUGCUAUAAAACCUGAAAACAUGAAUUUGUUCUCUGAAUUAUGCACAGAACAAAUUUACAUGUUGAUUCGUCCAAGCGAUGUUAAGAUGAAGAAGAAACAACGUAAAAUCAACACAGAAGUCUUUGAUUUGAAACAAAAGCUUCAAAGUUCGAAUAAGAAUGUUGUGUUAAGUAAUCGUGAAAUUCGUCUUUUGAGAUAUUUGGAUUUGACGGAAGAAGAGAAAGACAAGUUGAAGGGAUCGGUGAAAGUUGCAAAGAAACUUGAGAAGCUUGAGAAUCUUGGACAAGACCGUAACUUCUCAGAUUCAGAUGACGAAGUUGAGAAUAUUGAACAGGAUUAUGCAAGCAUUGAUUCUGUUCCAUCUGAUAAUUCUUUGAGCGGUCUUCCAUCACUCAACGCCUUUUCACCGAAAAGUUCCGAACCUCCAAGUCUUCUCGAAUCAAUGCACAUGAUUGAUGAGCUUAUCAACAAUAAAUCGAUGGAAAAGGCUGUGAAAUUGGAUAAGUUGGAAGCUCUUCUGUCAGUUGCUGUUUCAUUACCAAGCGAUCAAAUCGGAACUGAGAAUGUCAUCGAUGAUGGAUUAAUAAUGAAAGAUAUUCGAUCAAGUUCAAACAGAUCAAGCACAAAUGAUAUGACAAAAGCUAACAAUAAAAUCAACAAUAUCAAAUCAGCUUCCAACAACAACUUCAACAACAUCAACAACAACGUUUUGUCAUCACAAACAUUAGAGGGAAAGAAAGAAAUUGCAUGUCAAACACUGUCAACAGGAGAUAUUGUCAUGAUGAAAGUUUUCUUCGAGGAAGAUAAACAGAAUUCAGACAACAUUCUCAUGUCUUCAGGAAAAAGAGACAAGUAAACGAUUUAAAUCAGCGAUUUUCAAAUUUUGAAGGUAAAUCAAAUCUUCUCAAACAUUCAAGACAAAUGUAGUUUAAGAACCUUUCUUUUUUCAAAGAACAAACAGUUUGAAGAUCGUUGGUUUUAAACUAAUUUUUUAUUCUUUGGAAAACUGGCUCAAGAAUUUUUUACAUUGAAAUCGAAAAGUAUUAUCGUCUUAUCAUGAGAUAAGAAGAUUGCGACAUCAACAAAAUGAAAACAAUUGAACUUGUAACACAUAAUGAAGUAAUUUUAUAUGAAAGAAUUUUUUUUCUGAGAAUAAUGAGUUAACACAAAGGACUAGAAAUUAUAAAUUUUGCAAAUUAUACUUAAAUGAUUAAGCUAAAGCAAUUAAAUAUUAUAUAACUAAAAUUGUAUAAGAUUUUAUGUCUUUAUGCUGGACAAAUUUUCACUGAAACUGAAGUGGACUUUUUUCGGUGCUAUUCUCGCUUUUUAUGCGUAACAUAAUUGAUAUUUAUUUAUUUUCGCUUCCAUUAACAUUACGAUUUUAUCAUUUUCUCACUCGAUAUCAAAUGAUUUUUCAUUUUUCUCUGCCUUUGUUGAUGAUAAAAUGUAAAUUAAAUGCCAUAAAUUUUAGUGAAGCUUUCUCUGCUUUGUCGUGAAUUUAGAAUUUUAAAUUGAAUUGUUUUCUCUCUUCUUUCGAUAGUUAGAAGGCACAGCAUGUCAAUAUUAGAAAGAUAUAAUAAAAAAAAUUCUUCUUCCCCUUUCGAGGACCAUUAGACGCCUAGAAUCGAACCUUUAAAGUUGUUUUAUAACCACGAUAAAAUUAUGUAAUUUAGUGCCUUAACAGCAAUCACAACAACACUAAAGCUUUCGAUGCUUUUAACGUUUUUUGUUUCUUUUUCGCUUAGCGAUUUUUUGAUCUUUUUUACGUAAUUUUAGAUGAAACUAGAAAUAUAAAAAAAAUUCUUCGAAUGGCUUCAAAUGUAGAAAAUCUUUUUAGAAAAUUUUCAUGAACUUAGAAAUCAAUUAACAGACUUUUUAAUCAAAUUAAUUUUAUGCCAUAAAAGUGAAAAUAAUAAAUUAAUUAAAAGUUGGUUAAUCGGGUUAGUCUUACAAUCUAAAAGUUUAAAUGUGAUGACAAGUUGUCGAGAAUUUUUCAUUUUGAGAAAUUCAAGAAAAAAGUAAUUAAUAUGAGAAUAAACAGAACAUAUCAUUUGCUUAAUUAUUUGACCGUAGAAUUGUUGAAUUCUCUCCUAUUUAAAGUUCUUUUUAAUUGCACACGCUUAGUGUGUAGUUUUUCUAAUAUCUUAAAAUAAUAUAACUUACAAUCAAAACUUCAAUCCUCCUGGUCUGUAAUUAAAAAAUUAAUGAAUUGCUCACAACAUUAAAUUUGAUAUUUAAAAACAAAAAUGUAGGACAUGAUUAAUGACAGCAAGUGAUAAGCUAAUCAUCAUAAUAAUGAAACGAUGCUUUGUAGCAGAGUAACAUUAAAAAGAAAAUUAUAAAUGAAACUUGAAAGCCAGAAAUGUAAUAAAAGAAAUAAUAAAAGAAAAAAAAACAUUAAA
Messenger RNA from Clunio marinus, 6434 nucleotides. Lineage: Eukaryota; Metazoa; Arthropoda; Insecta; Diptera; Chironomidae. The record is from the annotation of a GenBank genome assembly.